UUGAGCCAAAGAGCGUACUGCGACGUAUCUACUCGUAAAGAAAUUGUCACUAGAAAGAAGCAUACACAGUUUAUCUCUCGCGUAAUUGCGAAACAAUAAUUUUGAGGCCAUUUUACUUUCUCCUCGAAAGUGUGUAAAUGUUCAUUUCUCGCGCAAUCACUGAUUACUGAUAAGACAAGACAGACUAUUUAAACGACUCGCCGUUCAGUCAACAAAGCCCUUGAUGUUGCGUGAACAUGUCAGGCGACACGGACAUCGCGAGAUACUUCGAGUUCGCGAAGAACCUCACGCUGCAAGCUGGAAAGAUACUCAAAUGUGAUCUACUUGAAGAUAACACAGUUAAAAAACUCAACCUAAGAAACUACACCGAACUCGUGACCGAUGUCGACCACAGAGUUGAGAAUCUGUUUAUCGAUAGCCUGUCGAAGGAGUUUCCCGAUCACAAGAUUAUCGCGGAAAAAACGACGAAAGACGAACAGACGCCGGAACUGACGGACGCGCCUACGUGGUUCAUCGAUCCGAUCGACGGAAACAACGAAUCCGGAACAACGAAUUUCGUGGACACGUUCUUCACGAGUUGCAUAUCCGUCGGUUUGACGGUGCGCAAGGAACCUGUUCUGGGUAUUGUCUUCAAUCCCUCGCACUCGGAGCUGUACAGCGCGACAAGAGGCAAAGGCGCGUUUCUGAACGGGAAACCAAUUCGCACUUCCAACGUUACCGAACUGAAGAAAGCGAUGAUAACGGUCGAGCCGUUGUGUCCAAAAUGUUCCACGACACCCAGAGACAUCGUUAUAGGCAGAUCGGAGGCUCUGACUAUAAACACACAAGCAACCAGAUCUCCCGGAUCAGCCGCUCUGUGCAUGGCGUACGUGGCGCGAGGUAAGCUAGAUUGUUUCUACUUGCACGGACUUCGAUCAUGGGACACCAUGGCGGGAACUGUAAUCCUACGCGAAACGGGCGGAAGUGUCAUCGACAUGAAAGGUGGUGCUUUUAAUAUCAUGAAGCCGAAUCCCAUAGCGGCGUCGUGCGAGACUCUGGCGCGAGAGGUGCAUAAAUUACUCGUCGAUACCGAUUUAAAAACGCAAAGAAAACGACUUAAACGAACCUGUAACGCAAAGCAAAAGAAAACUCACGAAUAAAUGAUAAACUGAAUGUGAAGCAGAAGGCGUAUCGUCGGGAACGUGUCUCAGCCUAUCACGCAACACGAGGAAAUUGAGAAACCAGUCUAAAGAGAUUUACGUCGAUGAUUUCUAUUGACGUAGAAGACACACAGAUGUCGCAAAUCGAAAUUUAAAUCGCGUCAACCGCAUGGCGUACAUGAAGUUGCGUGAAAUCAAUUAAUGCGUUUUCCCAAUCUUUUCCUCUCCACUUGAUCGUCACUGUUAUAUAAAUAAAAUAAAAUUCGUCUCGAAAGAGUUAAAUGGUAAUAAAUAAGUUGUUUGUACGUGUGUGUGUACAACAACUUAUUUAUUACUUAUUUAUUACUUUAAUUCUAAGUUGAGAAAUAAUUUUAAAUUUAUAUACAUAAAAAUCCUCAAAUAUGCGAUAAUCUUUGGCAGCAAUUUCGAACUUGAUCUUGAGGAAAAAUUCUUGACUAGGCAAGACAGAAAAAGAGUGCACGAUUUCUCUUCACGUUGAUGUCAGAUUGAAAUGAAAAUGAUAGUGAUUUUAAUUUCUUGCAACGUGUUUUGACGCGUUGUGUGUCGCAGUUUUUUUAUAAAUAACAUUAUGUAUGUGUGUUGAUCAGGAAGUGCGUACGUAAAACUGUCAAUAACAGUCAAUAAUCUUGUGCGAGAUUAUACGUGCGACUUGUACGAGAUCGCUUCUUGAUAAAAAUAAAAAUAGAAAAAUUCAUACAUAUUACAUCAAGAUGAUGACGGUUUCAAUUAAUUAUCACACAAAAUUUCCAAACUGAACUAUGUGUGUCGUGCCGCUUAACAAGUCAUCAUGUAAAUUGUAAAUCAAACCAUCUAUUAAUGCGUCUCUUUAAUUAUAUGAGCAGAUAAUAAUAAUCCUUACGCCUGCGAGAUACACACGACAUUGUUUGUUUCUGUAAGAUGUCACCGUUAUGGAAUAAGAUAAAGGAUACAUAUAAAUAUUCCGAUGCGACAGUUUGAUCACAUUGUGCAUAUAAUACAAUAAAUAUUCAUCGUCGCUCAUCUUGUCCCGUGUCGUAAAUUACUUUGGCACGGCAGAUCAUCUUCAUUUCAAUGCACGUAUAUAUAAAGUAUUCGACCUAAUUAGUAUUAAUUCUUAGCAACGAUAUUUUUGCAAAGAUUGUUUUUACGAAGAUAGAUGAAAUCGGAAAGAAAGAGAAUCUUAAUGUGAAUCUUAAUGUGAAUUUGUUUGUAUAAUCGACUUAUAAUUAAAGAAUUUGUGAUUUAUCGAAGAUUAUAAAUACUUGUGUAAUGAACGCGCGUAAAAAUUACAAAUUCGAUAAAAAAAAAAAACCAAAGCAAAAAAUUGUUUAGUCACUGGUAAUCAAGAACCGGAAGAUGCCGCGGAUAAUGAUCAAAAUUAUUACGGCGAUAAAUCAAACAAUAAUUUCGAAGUAUCAACAAAUCGCAACACGUAAUUGCAAGACGCGCGCACAAGAGAGAAACGCUGGAUAUUAUUAUUCGCUGAGAAUCAAGUUAGAUUUUUUUUGAAGUCAAAGCAAACUUGUCCGGACAUUCGAGAUGCGUUGUCGCACUCUUUGGUUUUUCUUUCCAAUGCAAUUUUAUAUCUUUUAAUCAAAUUGUUGUUUUCAAUCAAAUCCGCGCGAAUCAAGUAGGAAGGAAAUGUUGCGCAAAUGUGCGAAAGAUUUGCAUAUCUUACAUGUAAUUUUUUUUUUAUUGAUUUACCACGCAUCGCCCGAGGGAAUUCAAUCGUGUUCGCGUGUAAUAACUGAAACUACCUUAACUGCUCGCGCGGCGUAAACAGAUAUUUAGCGAUG
This is a messenger RNA of Pseudomyrmex gracilis, 2935 nucleotides long. RefSeq names its product inositol monophosphatase 3-like. The record is from RefSeq and is a predicted model, not a curated record. The transcript has 6 exons. NCBI's taxonomy places the organism in Eukaryota, Metazoa, Arthropoda, Insecta, Hymenoptera, Formicidae. Gene Ontology annotation, biological process: signal transduction; phosphatidylinositol phosphate biosynthetic process; inositol metabolic process. Bases 237 to 1139 code for a protein of 300 amino acids. Gene Ontology annotation, molecular function: inositol monophosphate 1-phosphatase activity.